AUUCUCCCUUGUAUUACAUGUUUCAAAUUGUGUGACGUUUGUCAGGUUUUUGAGAGUGAGGCACAGUUGAAAUCCCCGUUGAUUGUCAUGAAGGCGCUAAGGGUUUGUCUCAUUAAUCCUGCAACUGUGAAAUGGAAGACGUCACACACGCCCGCUGCUGGUGCAAUAAAAGACAAGAGACAGGAGGAACUAUAGAUUGACAGUAAGAGGGUACUAGACAGCUUCUGAAUUUAAGCUGCUAUUUUUAGUUUCGACUCGUGAACAAUUAAAAGAGGAAGGUCAUUUUGGUCGCUUUUCUUCUAUCCAUCAGACAUAGUUUGUUCUUUUCUCACUGAUAUUUGUCUUCAUACUAAUUUGCGAUAAUUUAUAUAAAUAAGAAAGUGAAAGGAAAAGUAAGAAACAAGAAUGGAGAUGCAUGAAAUAGAGAUGACCGAAGAGGAAAGCAAGGGAAAAGAAGAAAGAAAACAAGAAGAUUACAGGGAAGUCUGUCCAGCAGUCUCUGCUGGUACCACCGCAGAAAAGGGUGAAUCGCAGUACACGGCCCUGAAGAUUCCACCUGAAGACAUUUACUCUGAACCAUUUAUUUCUCAUGCUUCUGCCACGGCCAUAAAAGACCUCCAGAGAAGAGCUCGUCUGUACCUUGGGCUGUGUGUGAUUCUGUCGGUCCUCUCACUAAUACUUUUGAUCGCUGUCUGCAUCCUCGGUGCCUCACGGCAGACUGUGUGCCAUGAUGAGGAGGUGUUUCCAGUUGACGCGGCGACAGCUCCCAAAUUGGACCGUACACCUUGCACUAUCCAGGAAUGCAGGCAGGUCUGUUCAGGCAGAAGAACCCCAGCCCGUUCUUGCAGGAAGUGUGAGGCUGGGUGGGUGGAGUUUGAGGGCUCCUGUUUUUACUUCUCGCGUAACCUGCGCACCUGGAAUAAGAGCAGAGAGGAGUGCAAGAACGUGGCUGGGGACCUGGCUGUCAUAGACAAUCAAAGAGUACAGGAGUUCCUGGUAAAGAAAGGGAACAUGGCAUAUUGGAUUGGAGUGAUCCAGGCCAAAACUGGACAGUCUGUCUGGGUCAGCACCACACCGGGAGAGAGUUACUGGGCCCAGAGCCAGAUUGAGGGGAAUUGCGGCUAUCUGAUUGGAGGAGACAACCCGACUGCUAGCUGGCACGUAUCGCCAUGCUCACGCCAGACUGCCUACAUCUGUCAGAAAUGAGGGAGGCUCAUUCAUAUUUGCAUAAACUACUACAAUUCACAUGCAACAUUUCAGUAGAUAAUCAUUCUUAUUACAAUCAUAUUAAAUCAAUCAAAACCUCUUCCGUUAAUACACAUUAAUAUUUCAUUCGUAAUGAAAUAAUACGUAAUAUUAUUAUUAUCAGUUAUAUUAAUAUUCAGUUAUCAGCCUUAUGGGAGGUGUAAGUUGAAUGAGAAAGUGCCUUCAAAGGAAUGUCCAUGAAAGUGGGACUCUGUUGUGCUUUUUAUUUGGUUGAAGGCUUUUUGCACUCAAGUGAAUGGUAAAGAAUUAACACGCACAUUUAAUACAUUUUGCUUUGUUUUCUUUAAUAUACAUGUCUUGCUGAUGUACCUGGUGUACUACAUUUGUGUACUACAUUUAAAAAAAGUUUGAGCUUAAUAAUACAAUCAUUUUUUCAUAAAUAAAGUGAGAGAGAACAAAUUGA
Anguilla rostrata (American eel) is the source of this 1669-nucleotide messenger RNA. RefSeq lists its product as uncharacterized. The record is from RefSeq and is a predicted model, not a curated record. The transcript has 7 exons. Lineage: Eukaryota; Metazoa; Chordata; Actinopteri; Anguilliformes; Anguillidae. Bases 406 to 1206 code for a protein of 266 amino acids.